AUAUAUCUACUGUCUGCAUAAUCAAAAUCACAAAACAUUUUAUCAACAAAAAAAUAUCUUUUUCCAAAACCCCUUUAUCAAAUGGAAGAACACAUUUGUAUUCAAAAACCCAAUUCUCAAAAUGACCAAAUAAUCAAGAAUUGGGAAAAUCUUUGUUCAGAUAUUACAGAAAAAAUUAUCUUUUAUCUCCCAAUUCGUUCUAUAGUUAUUGCUUCCUCUGUUUGCAAGAUUUGGAAUUCUAUAAUUACCUCUAAUUCUUUCACUACCAAAAUAUCAGCUACAAAAAAACCAUGGUUUUUUCUUUGUGGCCAAAAUAGCAUUUUUUACAAAAAUAACCAAGCUUUUGCAUAUGACCCAGAUGAAAAUGAAUGGAUUACACUUCCCACUUCAACCCUUUUAUCCCAAGAUUUCUUUAUUGGUUCAAAUGGUUUUUUCUUUGCUACAACUUCAGAAAAUUUCAGUUUUAAGCCAAUUUUUAAAAACACUUGGGUCCAAACAAGCCCUUUGAGGUUCUCUAGGUGUAAUCCUCUUGUUGGUGUGUAUAACAAUGGUUCAAGAUUCAUUGUUGUAGGUGGUGUUAGAUUUGUUGGUGGAUUAGUUGAUGUUGAGGACCGUUUGGCUGUUGAAAUUUAUAAUCCAAAUUUGGAUUCUUGGGAAUUGUGCCAACCUUUGCCAGCAGAUUUUAGGUCAGGGAAUUCAUCACAGUGGUUAUGUUCUGCUUUAUUCAAAGGGAAAAAAUUCUAUGUUUUUGGGAUAUAUUCUUGUUUUAUUACAUGUUUCAAUUUGGAUGAACAUUUGUGGAGUGAGGUACAAACACUUAGGCCACCUGGCAUUUUGUUUUCGUUCUUGAUGACAUGUCAAGAUUGUUUAGUCUUAGGUGGAUUAUGCAAUUCACCAAAUGGAAUAAAUUUUAUUAUAUGGAAGGUUGAUGAGGAAACAAUGGAGUUUAGUGAAAUUGCAAUAAUGCCACAUGAAUUGAUGUAUUGCUUGUUUGAUAGUGAUGAGGAUGAUAAAUUUGCUAGUUUAAAAUGUGUGGGAUUGGGGAAUUUAAUUUAUGUGUACAAUGAAGAGCAUCAUAAGAAUUACCCUGCUUGUGUUUGUGAAUUUAGCAAUGAAUUUGGGAAGUGUAGUUGGAGGAAGUUGCCUAAUUUGCCAGCACCUGCUAGUAAGUUUCAUAGAGUGAUUAGCUUUUGUUCAAAUGUUUCCCUUGAUAACAUUCUUGUUGGUGCAAGAAUUUGAAGUUUCAUCGGUACUAAAGUAGCGUGGUGGGAAAGAUGAGAUUCUUCUUCCUUAAUCAGAUAUCUAAGUCUUAAGCUUUGGAAAUGAAGAAACUCAUGGUAAAGAGCAUUGUUUGGUGGGCCCUACUGCAUGAAUUCAGAUUUGUCGGACUUAGAAUACUUGAAAUUUCACGAGCAAGCAAUAGAUGAGAUUCUUUCUCCUUUUGAGUGGGCCUUAUGCGGUGCGAAUCCAGUGAUUAAAUGAAAAAAGAAAGAAUUUACAAUGAGUUUGAGUUUUGCCUUUUCUUAUUGGUACAUUUUAUAAAUGCUAUAACUGGAAGCAGUUUUGUUCAUGCAUAAUAGUAUAUGUAUGUUUAGAAAUAAGAUUAAUGAUUGGUACUUUUUCUUGUU
Messenger RNA from Lycium ferocissimum, 1628 nucleotides. RefSeq names its product F-box/kelch-repeat protein At3g24760. Lineage: Eukaryota; Viridiplantae; Streptophyta; Magnoliopsida; Solanales; Solanaceae. Gene Ontology annotation, biological process: SCF-dependent proteasomal ubiquitin-dependent protein catabolic process. The coding region runs from base 82 to 1239 and encodes 385 amino acids. The transcript has a single exon. The record is from RefSeq and is a predicted model, not a curated record. Gene Ontology annotation, molecular function: ubiquitin-protein transferase activity; protein binding.